UACGAUUGUUCUGGUGAGUGUCCGCCUGUGGGGAAUGAGCUAUUUUGAAACUACUGUAAUGCUUUCACAAAUCUAGUUUCUUUCCAUUAUGGACCCACCGAAUGCACUCCAGUGAUGAACUUUGUGUGUGCUCAGCUCUGGAAAUAACGGCCUCAUGGACAAUUUCCAACGCCAACAAUCUGUGUGGAAUUUAGUGCAGGAAAAUGUUCCCUGCUCUGAGCUUCCUGAGAUCCGAGCUGUACUUGGAGAUGCAUUGAUUGAUACAUACACAGAGUUGUAUUCAGAGGUGGAGAUGUGGGAGAAGAUUUGGCAGGAGCUCCGUUACUCAGAGCGGGGCAGCAGGCCAGAAGCCCCUCUGUUCCCUCUGGCUGACCCGCCGGCUGUUAAAGAGUUGCUAAAAGCAGAGAUUCGGUUGUUGCUGCUCACACUGAGGGAAAAGGCAGUCAGGCAGGGCAGGGAUGAAGAGGAGGUCAUGUCCCAGUACAAUCCUAGUGUGGUGAGUUACGCACUGGGCAGCAGUAGCACACAGAGACAGGGAAGUCCAGGCAGCUGGUGUGAAAAGAAAUCACCUUCCAGACCCUCAUCAAGCCAGAGCGAGAUUGGAAGCAGGUCAAUCUCCAGCCUCUCAUCUCACUCCAGCUGUGAGGAAGAAAUCAAGGCCUUAAGACACAAGUUAAACAUCACCCAUAUAGAUGAAGUUGUGACCCAUCUCAGGUCAGUCCUAACCGAAGAAUCUGAAGCAUUGAAAAGAGACGUGCAGGUCCUGCAGGAAAACCUUGAGACUGAGAGAGCCAGUACUCAGACAGAUCCCACCAUAGCAGAGCUCAAAAAGGAACGGAGACUCAUUCAGAGGGAUCUGAACAUCAAGAGUUUAAUAAGCUGCUCCUACAACACAGUUAAUCAGAGUACCAGAAACUCACAAAUCCAUGCAAGGGAGACGAGUGAAAUUGCACUUUCUGCAAAUGAUUCAAAAAGACCAACAGUUCCUAAUUUGAAACCAUGUCCGCCCAGAGACACAAACCACAUCAGGAGCGAUCUACCACUAAUAAGCUCUCCAAGUGCUGAAUCCACGAGACAUACUUCCGCUUUGGAACAAGGAGACAAAGAGUGCAAGUACAGAGGACAUUCAGUAAGAGCUUCAGCCUUCAGACUGGUCCCAGCUGCCUCAGUCAGAGCAUCUGGAGCCGUCAAAGACUUCCUCCUAAAGAUGGAGGUGACCAGAAACGGUGACCUAGACCAUUUCCAGCCUGCUCCUCCUGCAGUGCAGAGAACAGCCAGCAGGGGGAGGAACAAACACCUGUGCAUUGCGCAGCCCGACAGUCUGCUCAGCUCUCUGUGAGAAUCACUGUAUGCGGGUCAGCUGGCUUGUUUUUGUCAUUAAAACACUUCUUUUUUUCUUUUUUCUUUUUUCCAGGAAAAAAACACAGCCCUUAACCAUAAAGAUAAAACACAAACCACAAGUUGAUCUUUAAAAUAAACUUUAUUUACCAUUUCAAAUUGAACAGUUUAAGAUAUACAGCUGACAUGACUAAGACAAUUUCAAUGAAGUUUGGCCCUAAAA
Megalobrama amblycephala (Wuchang bream) is the source of this 1561-nucleotide messenger RNA. It is a transcript of the gene ccdc24, whose product is annotated as coiled-coil domain containing 24. Bases 155 to 1339 code for a protein of 394 amino acids. NCBI's taxonomy places the organism in Eukaryota, Metazoa, Chordata, Actinopteri, Cypriniformes, Xenocyprididae. The record is from RefSeq and is a predicted model, not a curated record. The transcript has 9 exons.